AUGAGACACAUAAUGUAUUUUGGUGGUACAUGCCAGAGCCCUGCUCUCCCAGCCCUGGUCCGUCCACCAGCCCCUCCUUUGCAACCAUCGCUGGAUAUUAAACCCUUCCUUCCUUUUCCUCUUGACACUGCAGCAGCAGUCAACCUCUUCCCCAAUUUUAAUGCGAUGGACCCGAUUCAGAAAGCUGUAAUAAAUCAUACAUUCGGGGUUCCUCUUCCUCAUCGAAGAAAGCAAGUCAUAUCAUGCAACAUUUGCCAGUUGAGAUUUAAUUCUGAUAGCCAGGCUGCGGCCCACUACAAAGGCACGAAACAUGCCAAGAAGCUCAAAGCACUGGAAGCCAUGAAAAAUAAGCAGAAAUCUGUCACUGCCAAGGACAGCGCAAAGACUACCUUCACCUCCAUCACUACCAAUACCAUCAACACCAGCUCUGACAAAACAGACAGUACCACAGGGACACCAGCAAUAUCAACGACGACAACUAUGGAAAUUCCCAAAAACAGUGUUAUGACAACUGAGAUAACCUCCAAAGUGGAAAAGAGCCCCACUGCCACCGCCCCUGGCAAUAGCUCAUGUCCUUCUACUACGGAGACUGAAGAAGAGAAGGCAAAACGGCUUCUUUACUGUUCGCUAUGCAAGGUUGCUGUCAACUCAGCCUCACAGCUGGAGGCGCACAACAGUGGUACAAAGCACAAAACCAUGCUAGAAGCCCGGAAUGGAAGCGGGACUAUCAAAGCCUUUCCCAGGGCAGGUGUGAAAGGCAAAGGACCAGUUAAUAAGGGAAACACAGGCCUACAAAACAAAACGUUUCACUGUGAAAUCUGUGAUGUGCACGUCAACUCGGAAACACAACUUAAACAGCACAUUAGCAGUAGAAGGCACAAAGACAGAGCUGCUGGAAAACCCCCGAAACCCAAGUACAGUCCUUACAACAAACUCCAGAAGGCAGCACAUCCACUGGGGGUAAAAUUAGUAUUUUCAAAAGAACCGUCAAAGCCAUUGGCUCCACGAAUUCUACCCAACCCACUGGCAGCUGCUGCAGCCGCUGCUGCUGUGGCAGUGAAUUCCCCCUUCAGUCUCCGAACUGCCCCCGCAGCAACGCUGUUCCAGACUUCUGCACUCCCACCUGCGCUCCUGCGGCCCGCCCCAGGGCCCAUUCGGACCGCCCACACUCCUGUACUGUUUGCUCCUUACUGA
Molecule: messenger RNA, 1194 nt
Organism: Pipistrellus nathusii (Nathusius's pipistrelle)
Lineage: Eukaryota; Metazoa; Chordata; Mammalia; Chiroptera; Vespertilionidae
Source: the annotation of a GenBank genome assembly